Molecule: messenger RNA, 816 nt
Organism: Phaedon cochleariae (mustard beetle)
Lineage: Eukaryota; Metazoa; Arthropoda; Insecta; Coleoptera; Chrysomelidae
Source: the annotation of a GenBank genome assembly
AUGUUGUAUGUUACAGUCAGUCAAGGAGUUUCCUUUGGAGGAGGCCUAGCUAUUCAGAGAAUCCGUCUUCUGGAUGAACUGGAAAAUGGAUAUGCUACUGGAAUCCUUGAUAACGACUUGAUUGAAUAUUACCAGUUAUUGGCCGAAAAAGGAGACGUACAGGCUCAAGUGGGGUUAGGUCAACUGCAUUACCAAGGAGGCAAAGGUGUUGAGUUAGAUUAUCAGAAGGCAUUGCAUUAUUUCACGGAAGCAGCAAAUGCAGGAAAUGCAAUGGCAAUGGCGUAUCUGGGGAAGAUCUAUUUGGACGGCAGCGAUGAAAUACCGUCGAACAAUGACACAGCCUUCAAGUACUUCAAGAAGUCAUCGGAGCUGAAUAACCCUGUCGGAUUGAGCGGUUUGGGUCUGAUGUAUCUAUAUGGCAGAGGUGUCGAAAAGGAUUAUUCGAAGGCUUAUCAGUUUUUCUUGCAAGCUGCUGACCAGGGAUGGGUGGACGGGCAAUUGCAACUGGGAAAUAUGUAUUUCAGUGGUUUGGGUGUUAAGAAGGAUUUCAAGAUGGCUAACAAGUACUUUUCAUUGGCAUCCCAAUCGGGCCAUGUGUUGGCCUACUAUAACUUGGGACAAAUGCAUUCACAAGGUACAGGGAUGCUGAGAUCUUGUCCCACGGCAGUAGAGCUGUUCAAAAAUGUCGCAGAAAGAGGUAGAUGGGGCGAAAUAUUGAUGCAGGAAAAAGUAUUCACCAAUAAUCCUAUAUGCUAUUUACGAUUGAGGAAUGCAUUGGGGAAUGGAGGGGAAUCUUGGGCAGAUAAUCAGUUGUAA